This is a messenger RNA of Cetraspora pellucida, 438 nucleotides long. NCBI's taxonomy places the organism in Eukaryota, Fungi, Glomeromycota, Glomeromycetes, Diversisporales, Gigasporaceae. The record is from the annotation of a GenBank genome assembly.
AUGUUUUAUUCACUAAUCUCAGAUUUACUUUUGAUAGGGCUUGAACAGAACAAAGAGUACUUAAAAAUCAUUUGUAAAGAUAAUAUACCAGGGUUUUUGAAAGUUUUCAGUUCCUUUUUUGUUACUUUUAACUUAGCUUCUAAUUUUUUGACCCUCUUGCUAAAAUCUUUAACUUCAGAUCUUAGUGUAGAGGAAUGUAUAUUGCUUGAGCUUAAUUUUGGAAAAAGAUGUGAAAACAAUGCUGCAGUUGUUAAAAGUAAUAGAGUUGAUUGUGUUGAAAGGAUGUCAGUUAAAGGUGAUGAAAUUGAUUGUGUUGAAAAGAUGUCAGGUUGCUUAGUAACUAAUGAAGGAUCAAGGUGGUUAGGGUUAAUUGCACUAGGAUUAAAAGGCCAUAUUUUAGUUGCUUUAAAAGCAUUACAAAUUGUUAAAAAUGUGUAA